Molecule: messenger RNA, 303 nt
Organism: Cuscuta epithymum
Lineage: Eukaryota; Viridiplantae; Streptophyta; Magnoliopsida; Solanales; Convolvulaceae
Source: the annotation of a GenBank genome assembly
GAGCGAACACCGCUUAUCCUGAGCUCAUCGGAAGAACAGGCAAUAGGUCCGCUCAAAAACGAUCCAGAAAUCAUCAUUUUAACUACUGAAGCGAGACCUCUGCCUUCAAGUGAUUCAAAGGAACGUCUAGUAUCCAUCGAUGUCUUUAGAGGCUUCACCGUGGCCCUGAUGGUUUUGGUUGAUGACGCCGGAAAAGCAUUUCCGACUAUAAAUCACUCUCCUUGGGUUGGUGUAACACUCGCGGACUUUGUGAUGCCAUUUUUCCUCUUUGUUGUUGGGCUUUCAGUGAGUCUUGUUUUCAAG